Drosophila suzukii is the source of this 1029-nucleotide messenger RNA. RefSeq names its product protein CDV3 homolog. The record is from RefSeq and is a predicted model, not a curated record. Gene Ontology annotation, cellular component: cytoplasm. Lineage: Eukaryota; Metazoa; Arthropoda; Insecta; Diptera; Drosophilidae.
AUCGAUAAGUCCGCAGCCCUGGCACAAAAGGCGUGCAGAGUUGUUCUCCAAAUUUCCUGUCGCGAAUCUUUAUUCAUUUAUAAUUAAUUGCAAGCCAUGGCCGAACUGGACGAUUUCUUCGCGAAAAAGGACAAGAAGAAGGGCAAGAAGACGACCAAGUUCGUGACCGCCGACGAGCUGGUGAAAAGCUUGGAGGACGGCGUCAAGCGUGAAGUGGUCAAGCCAAAAAAACCCGAGGCAGUCUCUGGCGGCGUGGCAGUGGUAGGCGAAAACGAGAACAGCGGCACCAAGGUGCCAGAGUCCGCCCCGCCCGUCGAGGAGGAGUGGAAGGAGUUCGAGGAGGAGCAGCGCAAGGACUACAGCGGCCUGAAGAUCGGCCAGCUGAGCACCAUCUCUUCGGCCCAUUCCAGAACUGCCCAGGAAUCCGCCGAGGCGAGGGCCGCUCGGGUGCCCUCCUCCGCUCCGGACGGUGGCAACUACGACGAGGACGAUGAGGACAGCAAUGGGUACGACAACGCGGACCCCAACAAGGAGCGCGUCGGGCACGGACCCUGGAAGAAGGUGAUCCCGGCCGAGGAGGUGAUGCAGAUCCCGGUGCCCGUGGAGGUGGAGAAGCCCUCGUCCAAGACCUACGUUUCACCCGCGCUACGCUACAGCCAGCAGGCCGGAAGCGGACUGGGAGGUGGUUCCAUUGGCGGCGCCAUGCGUCCUCGUCGCGCCGCCCCCGACAUCACCAACACCGAGUUCUUCCCAACGCUCAGUGCGGCGCGUCCGGAGGAACAGCGCAAGAAGAAAAACGAACCCGCCUUCGAAGAAGUACGCCACGGUGGCCGCUUCCAGCGCGUCCAGGAGUCCACGACUGCCCCGGUGGCGGCCUCAAACCGAUUCCAGUCGCUCGACGACGAAGCCAGCUAGGUCCAGCUCCUGCCAACGUUGCUGUUGCUGGCCACGGAAACCGCUUUCUACCACAGUGUCCGCUGCCGAGCUCAAGUCAUCCACGGGUUCUGCGCCAGCACAUGCAGAUUUUCU